Clonostachys solani is the source of this 3471-nucleotide messenger RNA. Lineage: Eukaryota; Fungi; Ascomycota; Sordariomycetes; Hypocreales; Bionectriaceae. The record is from the annotation of a GenBank genome assembly.
AUGGAUCGCAAGAAGUCUCUACAGCCUGUGACCUAUGGCAUGUUAAAGCAAUGCAUGAAGAAUUUUCGGCCAACAGACGAAUUUUCUACCUUUUUACCACGAGAAUACAUUUUUGAACUCGCCAGUGAAAAAAGUGUAGCGUCUACCUUGUCGUCCACUGACCUGUUUCAAGAGGACGAGGUCGAUGAGGUGGCACGCUAUGUAGCGAAAAAGGCACCAAGGCUGUUUCUGUCUCUAAUUUUCGCCGGCUGCCUUCCUCUACUUAAGGUUUUAGUAAAGAACAAGUUCACAGAUGUCGACUUGCCUAUUGCUUAUGAAGGAUCGCCGGAGAGCGCAAGCGAUAUCCAAAGACUGUGCCACACCGACCAACUUGAGAUCCCGUUCAAUUCAGCACGCCCUUCGGAAUAUUUCCGCCAGCUUGAUGAGAAGCCUCUUGACGACUUCAUUGAAGACCAGUGGGCAUUCAUUGCCCCCGCAUUCUCAACCAGGGAAUUUUCAACCUACGUUUUCCACCCCAGUCGUCGCUUUCCAUACUCGCCCCCGGCGAAACCAGUUCGGCAUGCCGGUUCCUUUUUCAGUGUCGUGUGGAAUGUCAUUUUACAUGAUUAUGGUUGGGACUACAGGCUUAAUUAUUAUACCUCCAAGUCACAAAAGGGAACCGAAGUCGCAAUCAAAUCAUUGUCUACAGCGGACGACGAUUCCGGAGUCAAAGUCGACGAGUUCUACAAACGAGAAGUCGAGACCCUCAAAAGAAUGACAGACAUGGCCGCAGCAGGUGAAAAGCAUCUGAUUCGGGCCAUUGCAGCUUACGGAAGCGGAAACAAGAGACAUUUUAUCUUUCCGUGGGCUAAUGGUGGCAAUCUCGACCAAUUUUGGCAGUCUUUUGACAGUACCAAGUCAGAUGGGAGAGACAGCCGUAUUGAAUGGUCCCUGGAGCAGAUGGUUGGGAUUGCUCAAGCUUUGACAAAACUCCACGAGAGUGGCGUUCGCCACGGCGACAUCAAGCCACAGAACAUUUUACACUUUACAUACGCCCCCGGUUCAGUGUCGGGAGACCUGGUGAUUUCUGACGUUGGACUUGCAAAGUAUCAUGAAGCUUAUACGCGGGAUCGGACCAAAUAUACGACAACCAAGAGCGUCACGGUUGACUAUCAGCCACCUGAACCUGAGAAGCUGGUGCGGUCGCGAGUCUAUGACAAUUGGUCGUUAGGCUGCGUGUUCCUCGAAUUCACAAUCUGGAUUGUUGAAGGGUAUACCGGCCUGUCUAAAUUCCGGAGCAAUCUCAAGGAUAAGAACAACUUUAAAAGGUUCUGGGCUUAUGGUGCCGAGGAUGUGCCAGAAGUCCAUCGUGUUGUUUUGGACAAGAUGGGUGAAAUGCAACAAGAGGGGCCUUUGGCUUACUUGACCCGGCCUAUGGCUGACCUUAUUAGCACAAAGCUUCUAAUCGCCGGGAAUACUUAUAACCCGAGUGAAGAGCAUCGCAUAUUGGAAGAUCUCAUCCACAUCCAGCGUUCGCAUGAGAAGAUUUUGCGGGAUGGGCCUGAGCCACCUCAGGCAAUAGGCCGUGAUCAGCAAGAUGUCUCCUCUGGUUCGAUAGACCAGGAAAGAACCGGCAUUUCAAAUAAACAUACGACCAAACUCAAAGAUGAAUGGCAGAACACCACGGACAGAACUCUAGCAAACCGAAUAAUAGCAGAGCUUGGUUGGCCCUCUGUGAGGCCACCGCUGGAGCCGUCAGUCUUGUGCGAAUUAUGCAAUAACUGGAAUCCUGAGACACCUAUAUGGGAACUUGGCCGUGAUAUCGACGAACUAAAACAUGGCUCCCAGGCGUGUAGCCUAUGUCAGCUUCUGCUCCAAUGUCUUUCAAGCGCUAAUUUGAAGAGUGGCGAAUUGAUAACUCUAUUUCGAGAGGAGCAAUCCUAUACCUUGCGACUUGUCCCUGGAGGCCCCUCGUUGAUAUCAUUGUAUUCUGAUCCAGGUCCAGCCAGUGAGGAUCGAUCAUAUCCACCACCUGGUCUUCCACUGCUCCCUCACCCAGCCAGUCGCCAGCAAUCCCAGUUGCUUAAUCGUUGGAUACACGAAUGCAAUGACACGCACAAGUGUAUGGUUGAAACGCAAGAUGGGCGUGCUCCUUGCGGGCAGAUGCCCACAAGAAUGAUUGAUGUCGGGAAGGACGAAAACUCCCCCGUUCGACUCGUGGAAUCUGCGCUGCUGCCCAAAGACAAAUGUGCCGCCUUGAGCCACCGCUGGGGAGAUGUUUCACAAUAUGGCCAAUUUUGUACUCUCGACAGUAACAUUGACGAUUUCAAGCAAAGUAUUCCCUACGACUACCUCCCGAAGAGUUUCCAGGAUGCUAUACGGGUCACGCGCGCGAUCGGUGUUCCUUAUCUGUGGAUUGAUUCCUUGUGUAUCAUUCAAAGGAACGCUCAAGACUGGGAGAAGGAAUCUUCUCGCAUGGAAGACGUGUUCAAUUCCGCAUACUGUGUCCUAGCCGCCACUUCUGCCGCCUCGUCACUGGAAGGGUUUCUAGGGGAGAGGGAGCCGCGUGAAUCCGUCAUUGUACAGAGUCCUAGAGGUCCCAUCUACGUAUGCAGAGCCAUCGAUGACUUCGACUCCCAUGUACAGCGAGGUCUUCUCAACUCACGCGGAUGGGUGCUUCAGGAGAGAGCGCUAGCUCGCCGUACGCUGCAUUUCACCUCAACACAGAUAUAUUGGGAAUGCGGGGAGACAAUUCAUUGCGAAACCUUGGCCCAGCUCAAAAAUCCUCAGUCGCAGUUCCUCGGGGACGCAGAUUUUCCCAAUUCCGGUCUUCAGUACUACAAGGAUGAAAGGAUCCGACUUAUCCAACAUCUCUAUGAGCUUUACAGCGGUCUCGGAUUGUCCUACCCAACAGAUCGCCCCAAAGCCAUUCUAGGGCUUGAGCGGCGAUUAGGUCGUGUCUUCAAGUCCCACGCUCAGCAUGGCAUCUUUGGUCUAUUCUUUUUCAGAAUGCUUCUUUGGCGAGCCCAAGAACGUGGGAAGCUUACUCGGACUUUCCGGCCAGAAGAACGGCGUGUUCCAUCCUGGUCUUGGAUGGCUUGUGCUGGGGCAAUCACUUAUAUGGAUGUUCCCUUCAACAAGGUGACUUGGUUAGACAACUUGAAGAACCCUUUCACCUCUACUGAAAUGGAAGUAACCGAUGAAUGGGAUGGCCGCCUCUUCGCUAAAGCAAAUGACCUCAUAACUUUUUCCUGGAGUAAGAAAGUUGAUCUUGUUCUCGACUUCGAGGUUCAGAAGCAUGGUUUCAGCAAUUGGAAGUGUGUGUUGCUUGGCAAAGAAAAGGGUGACAGUUCAUCCAACGGACCAUCUUAUUAUGUUUUAUUGAUAGCGGUUGUACCGGGCACCGUUCCAUUCAUCUGGCAGAGAAUUGGUGUUGGUAAAGUCCACCACACACUGAUCUCUCCCAAAACCAUUCGUGUUAUGGUCGGUUAA